This is a messenger RNA of Dendrobium catenatum, 287 nucleotides long. RefSeq lists its product as uncharacterized. The record is from RefSeq and is a predicted model, not a curated record. Lineage: Eukaryota; Viridiplantae; Streptophyta; Magnoliopsida; Asparagales; Orchidaceae.
UUAGAUCAGGCCAAACUACUGUUUGCACAAGAUGAGAAGUUUAAAGCAGGUUGGAAAUUUGAUCAUAUAUGGAACAUCAUCAAAAAUUUUGAGAAAUUUCAAGAUGGUCAAUCUAGUGGUAAGCAGGCAUCACGUAUGUCAAGCUUUGGAUAUGCCUCAUCAGAGUCAGAAAAUUUAACUCCUGAAUCUGGUAAACAACAAUCUCCUGGAAUAUCUACAUUUUCUCUAAAUUUAGAUGAUGAAGAAUACAGUGUUCGUGGCUCUCAGUCUGAACGACCAAUUGGGGU